AUGAAGCUCACCACUACCCUCGCGACUCUCCUGUCGCUCACCCCCAAUGCCUUGGCAAAGGGCAAGAAGCUCGACUCCAAGAAAUUCCAAAAUGACAUCAAGACCAAGAAUCUUAUGUCAAACCUUGAGAAGCUCAACGAUCUCGCUUUCGCCAACGGCGGCAACAGAGCUUUCGGUCUUCCCGGCUACGACGCUUCAGUAGACUACGUCUUCAAAAAGACCUCCAAAGUGAAGGGCGCAAAGGUCUACAAGCAGAACUUCCCCGCGCUCUUCGCUUACGUCGACUCCAUCUCUCUGAAAGUGGACGACAGCGAUGUCUACGUGUACGGAUUGACUUACUCCCCCAGUACUAGCGCGGACGGCAUCACUGCUGAAAUCGCGCUCGGUCCCGAAGGUGCAGCAGGUUGUGACGCAGCCAACUACGCCGAUCUUGAUGUGAAGGGCAAGAUCGUUCUUGUUCAACGAUUCAGGUGUCCUACCGGUGGUACCCUCGCUGGCAGAGUCAUUCCUGCUGCCGAGGCCGGUGCCGCUGGUGUGAUUAUUUACCAUGAUCUGGCGACCAAUGUUACUGCUGGUUCGCUCAGUGCUCCCAACCCCGAGAAGCAUGUCCCUGCUGGUUUCAUCAACCUUGCGGACGGAGAGAAGAUCAAGGCCAAGAUUGAGGGUGGCGAGAAGGUUGAGGCUUUCUUUCAGCAGACUCAAACUAUUGAGGAGAGGAUUACUCAGAAUGUUAUUGCUGAGAGUACUGGUGGUGAUCCUCGCAAUGUCAUCAUGCUCGGUGCACACUUGGACUCAGUCCAAGCCGGUCCCGGAAUCAACGACGACGGCUCCGGCACAUCCCUCCUCCUCGAGCUCUUCACCGCGCUCUCAAAGUACAAGACCAAGAACAAGAUCCGCUUCGCAUGGUGGGGCGCCGAAGAAAACGGUCUUCUCGGCAGCAAGUUCUACACCUCCAACCUGGCCACCAAGGACGUCAACAACCUUUUGGUCUACCUCAACUUCGACAUGGUCGCCAAGGGCUUCUUCGGUGUCGCUGACACUGACGGUAGCGAGCAUGGAUCCAAGGCGCCUAAGGGCUCCGAGGUUACUGAGAAGAUCUUUACUGAGUACUUUACUAGUAAGGGUCUUGAGGUUACGCCUGCUGUUUUGACGAAUGGAAGUGAUUAUGCUUCUUUCUGGCAGAACUUGAACAAGCCUUUUGGUUUCCUCCACACUGGUACCGCUGUUGCCCAGGAUCCUUGCUACCACCAAGCUUGUGAUACCAUCGAUAACCCCGAUCCCGAGACUCUCACCAUCAACGCCAAGGCUGCCGCACACAUCCUUGCUGUUCUCGACGAACGAGGCACCAAGUUGAUCCCCAAGACCAAGAUCAGCGAGGCCAAGCUUCAAAGUCUCCAGCAGCGAAGCGUCGGACCUGAUCUGGGUAAGAUGGAGGAGCUUGAGGCUAUGGGUCUUCGACACUUGGGCUGUGGUCAGCAUGAGAUCUAA
This is a messenger RNA of Fusarium coffeatum, 1488 nucleotides long. RefSeq lists its product as uncharacterized. Lineage: Eukaryota; Fungi; Ascomycota; Sordariomycetes; Hypocreales; Nectriaceae. Gene Ontology annotation, molecular function: metalloexopeptidase activity. Gene Ontology annotation, biological process: proteolysis. The transcript is spliced from 4 exons. The coding region runs from base 1 to 1488 and encodes 495 amino acids. The record is from RefSeq and is a predicted model, not a curated record.